CUUUCACUUUUCCUCUCAACCAAUCACCACCGUCCAUUCCACUUAGAAGUACCAUGACAUAUUCCUAGUUAAAUCAACAUUCUCCAAUGUGCAUGAGCAUCAAACUUACGGGAUGCAUGGGAUCAUUGACUCUGACACCCUAACUUGAGUGUGUAUAUAAAUGGUAAAAGCUAGGGAAACAAAAAUGUGACCACAUUAGUAUCAAAGUUUCUCUCUCACCUUGGUGAUCAUGGAGAAGAGUAGGUCAUUUCCAGAGUACUACUCCUGUGACUCCGGCGAGUUCGGGUUCGAAAACCGGCCAAACUCGUACGCAUUCAACGGUCCGAGCACGAAAGGUGAAGGGUUCGCGCCGUCGAAUGAUCCGGAGCUCAAGAGGAAGAAGAGAAUCGCGUCCUAUAACAUGUUCACCACAGAAGGGAAGCUGAAAUCGACGGUGAGGGACAGCUUCAAGUGGGUGAAGACCAAGUUCAGCAACAUACGUUACGGUGUGUGAGCUGCACACGAUUAAUCCUCUAUGGUUCUCCUCCAUUAAUCCCAAGUCUCACUCAUGAUCUGAUGAUCAUCACCCCUUUAGGGCAUAGAGUUUGUGGUCAUGCAUGGUUUUGUUUGAUGAUCAAAACACAUCAAGUGUGACGUGAUAUUGAGUUGUGUAUAGCUGCGUUGCAUGGGAUCACCAUCUAAGUGUGUGUGACUGUGUGUGUUUCCAUCAGGUUUCUUUUGGUCAAAACUAGUUGAGUUUUUCAUUCUUA
Molecule: messenger RNA, 749 nt
Organism: Cornus florida
Lineage: Eukaryota; Viridiplantae; Streptophyta; Magnoliopsida; Cornales; Cornaceae
Exons: 1
Coding region: 230-493 (87 amino acids)
Source: RefSeq, a predicted model, not a curated record